CCGCCGCAGCCUAAGAUUACUCUGAGCCCCAAGAAUUAAAGACCACAUUCUCCGACCGCCACCAUGGAAGCCAGCGCCGGCCUCGUCGCCGGCUCUCACAACCGCAACGAGCUCGUCGUCAUCCAUGGCGCCCAUGAAGAGCCUAAGCCCAUCAAGGAUUUGACUGGCCACGUCUGCGAGAUCUGCGGCGAUCAAAUCGGCCUUACGGUCGACGGAGACCUGUUUGUCGCCUGCUACGAGUGUGGUUUCCCGGUGUGCCGGCCGUGCUACGAGUACGAGAGGCGCGAAGGCACCCAACUCUGUCCCAACUGCAAGACCCGAUACAAACGCCUCAAAGGGAGCCCGAGAGUGGCGGGAGACGAGGACGAAGAAGAUGUCGACGAUAUCGAACACGAAUUCAAAGUGGACGAGGAGCGGGAAGAUCAUCAGAGCAAGAACACGCAGCUUGCAGAAGCCAUGCUUCACGGCAAGAUGAGCUACGGAAGAGGCCCGGAGGACGGCGACCACAUCAACGCCCACUGUCCUCCGGUUGUCUCAGGCGGCCGGUCCCGUCCGGUAAGUGGCGAGUUUCCAUUAUCCACAGAGCAAGCUCAAGGAGAACAGGCAAUGCCAUCUUCUUCUCUGCAUAAACGUGUUCAUCCAUACCCAGUUUCGGAUUCCGGAAGUGGAAGAUGGGAAGAAAGGAAAGAGUGGAAGCUUCAGGAAGGCAAUCUUGGGGCUGAAGCCGCCGGCUCCGGCGUCCGUGAGGUGGCCACGGUAGAUGGGACGAGGCGGCAGCCAAUGUCGAGGAAGAUUCCGAUGGCGUCGAGCAAGAUCAACCCUUACCGGAUGGUGAUAGUGACUCGGCUGGUGGUGCUGUGCUUGUUCCUGCGGUACAGACUGCUGAACCCGGUUCACGACGCCAUUGGCCUCUGGCUCAUCUCCGUCACCUGUGAGAUCUGGUUCGCUUUCUCCUGGAUUCUCGACCAGUUCCCCAAAUGGUUCCCCAUCGAUCGCGAAACCUAUCUCGAUCGACUUUCUCUAAGGUUCGAAAGAGAAGGGGAGCCAAACAAGUUAGCACCGGUGGACGUGUUCGUGAGCACAGUGGAUCCACUGAAAGAGCCUCCUCUGGUCACCGGAAACACAGUGCUCUCAAUCUUGGCAAUGGACUACCCAGUCGACAAAAUCUCCUGCUACAUAUCUGACGACGGCGCUUCCUUCAUCACCUUCGAAGCUCUAUCCGAAACCGCCGAGUUCGCCAGGAAAUGGGUACCCUUCUGCAAGAAAUUCUCCGUCGAGCCCCGAGCGCCGGAGAUGUACUUCUCUCUCAAGAUCGAUUAUCUCAAGGACAAAGUCCACCCCACGUUCGUCAAGGAGCGAAGAGCAAUGAAGAGGGAGUACGAAGAAUUCAAGGUUAGAAUCAAUGCAAUGGUGGCCAAAGCCACCAAGGUUCCGCCGGAGGGCUGGAUCAUGCAGGACGGAACUCCGUGGCCGGGGAACAACACCAAGGAUCACCCUGGCAUGAUUCAGGUGUUUCUCGGCCAGAAUGGGGGCGUCGACUCUGAAGGAAACGAGCUUCCCCGCCUCGUCUAUGUCUCCCGCGAGAAGAGGCCCGGUUUCCAGCAUCACAAGAAAGCUGGCGCCAUGAACGCGCUGGUUCGGGUGUCUGGGGUGCUGACGAAUGCGCCAUUCAUGCUGAACUUGGACUGCGACCAUUACAUAAACAACAGCAAGGCUGGAAGAGAGGCGAUGUGUUUCUUGAUGGAUCCAAAGGUUGGGAAAAAGGUGUGCUAUGUGCAGUUCCCUCAGAGGUUCGAUGGCAUCGACCGGCACGAUCGCUAUGCCAACAGAAACACUGUCUUCUUUGAUAUUAAUAUGAAAGGGUUAGAUGGAAUUCAGGGUCCAGUGUAUGUUGGCACAGGAUGUGUAUUCAGAAGGCAGGCUUUGUAUGGAUAUGAGCCUCCAAAGGGUCCAAAGCGCCCCAAGAUGGUCAGCUGUGACUGUUGCCCUUGCUUUGGACGCCGCAAGAAGCAGCAACAGCUUCCAACAUAUUCUAUUAAACGUCCCGUAAAUGAAGAUUCUGCUGCAAGCGCCCCAGGGGCUGAUGAUGAAGGUGAGAAGCAGCAGUUGAUGGGGCAGAUGAUUGACUAUGAGAAGAGGUUUGGACAGUCAGCCAUAUUUGUGAGCUCCACCCUAAUGGUGGAAGGCGGGGUGCCUCCUUCCUCCAGCCCAGUGGCUCUGCUCAAAGAAGCCAUUCAUGUCAUCAGCUGUGGUUAUGAAGACAAGACUGAAUGGGGCCUUGAGUUAGGUUGGAUUUACGGCUCAAUCACAGAAGACAUCCUUACAGGUUUCAAGAUGCACUGCCGUGGCUGGAGGUCUAUCUACUGUAUGCCCAGUAGGGCGGCAUUUAAAGGGUCUGCUCCCAUCAACCUCUCCGAUCGUCUCAACCAGGUGCUCCGAUGGGCUCUGGGUUCGGUCGAGAUCUUUUUCAGCCACCACAGCCCGGUAUGGUACGGCGUCAAGGCUGGGAAGCUCAAAUGGCUCGAGCGGAUGGCAUAUAUCAACACCACCGUCUACCCCUUCACCUCCAUCCCCCUGCUCUUCUACUGCAUCCUCCCUGCCAUCUGCUUGCUCACAGACAAGUUCAUAAUGCCAGAGAUAAGUACCUUUGCGAGUCUCUUCUUCAUUGGGCUGUUCCUCUCAAUCUUUGCCACGGGCAUUCUUGAGCUGAGAUGGAGUGGAGUGAACAUAGAGGAAUGGUGGAGAAACGAGCAGUUCUGGGUGAUAGGAGGAGUGUCUGCACAUCUGUUUGCCGUUGUGCAGGGUCUGCUCAAGAUUUUGGCAGGCAUAGACACAAACUUCACGGUUACAUCCAAGGCAGCCGAUGAUGAGGAGUUUGGGGAGCUCUACACCUUCAAAUGGACCACCCUGCUUAUACCUCCAACCACAAUCUUGAUCAUCAACCUUGUUGGGGUUGCGGCUGGAAUCUCAAAUGCCAUAAACAGUGGGUACCAAUCAUGGGGUCCCCUGUUUGGGAAGCUCUUCUUCUCAUUUUGGGUCAUUGUCCAUCUUUACCCAUUCAUGAAAGGUCUCAUGGGCAGGCAAAACAGGACUCCCACCAUCGUUGUUAUAUGGUCAGUGCUUUUGGCUUCUAUCUUCUCCUUGCUCUGGGUCCGUAUUGACCCAUUUGUGUUAAAAACAAAGGGGCCUGAUGCCAAGCAAUGUGGAAUCAAUUGCUGA
Messenger RNA from Diospyros lotus (date-plum), 3219 nucleotides. RefSeq names its product cellulose synthase A catalytic subunit 7 [UDP-forming]-like. The transcript has 12 exons. Gene Ontology annotation, biological process: cellulose biosynthetic process; plant-type primary cell wall biogenesis. The record is from RefSeq and is a predicted model, not a curated record. Gene Ontology annotation, molecular function: cellulose synthase (UDP-forming) activity. NCBI's taxonomy places the organism in Eukaryota, Viridiplantae, Streptophyta, Magnoliopsida, Ericales, Ebenaceae. Gene Ontology annotation, cellular component: plasma membrane; trans-Golgi network. Bases 64 to 3219 code for a protein of 1051 amino acids.